Molecule: messenger RNA, 1126 nt
Organism: Sesamum indicum (sesame)
Lineage: Eukaryota; Viridiplantae; Streptophyta; Magnoliopsida; Lamiales; Pedaliaceae
Source: RefSeq, a predicted model, not a curated record
UUAACCUCCCCCCCGCGAUUCCAUGAACUGAUUGCGCUCAAACUCACCCAUAUCCUCAAAUUCUCCCUUCUCUUCACACACACCUUAAACCAUGACAAUUCCACCUUCCUUAUCCCUUCUCACUUUCUUCCUCGUCGCCUGCUCCGCAGCAGCUGUCGACCCUCCCUCCGUCGCACCCGCCGCCGCCCCCACCCCAUCGACUGCCGCCAACGCCUCUGAAUUCAUCCGCACGAGUUGCGAAACCACACUGUACCCCGAACUCUGCUACCACUCACUAGCCGGCUACGCCAAUGCCGUACAACAAGACCCCGGUCGCCUGGCCCGUGUAGCCAUCGGCGUGAGCCUCUCCCGGGCCACGCGCAUGACAAUUUACCUCGCGAACGUCUCCCGCCAAGUGGACUACGGCGCCGACCACCGGGAAGCCGUGGCCCUCCACGACUGCUUCACCGUCUUCGGCGACGCGGUGGACCAGAUACGAGGGUCGCUGAAGCAGAUGCGGCAGCUGACGGGGACAGGGGAGGAGCUGAGGUUCCAGAUGAGCAACGUGCAGACGUGGAUGAGCGCAGCCUUGACGAAUGAGGACACGUGCGUGGACGGGUUCGAGGAUGUGGGUGACGGGCCGGUGAAAAUGGACGUCUGCGAUCGGACGGUAAAGGUGAAGGAGGUGACGAGCAAUGCGCUUGCGCUGGUGAAUAGCUACGUUGCUAAGGUUAUGGCCCCAUGAAACAUAAAUUCUGAUUUUUGUGUGUGAAAAUUUUUAGGUUAGGUUACUUUUGUUCGGUGGUAAGAGUAAAAAAUCGGAUUGAAUUUUUUAUUGCAAAAUUUAUUUUAUUUUUUAUUUUAUUUAAUAUACACACAUUAUAUAUAUAUAUAAAUAUAUAUUUAUAUACGUGAUGUGUGUAUGUUAAAUUGAAUAGAAGAUGAAAUAAGAUUCACAAUAGACAAUUCAAUUCGAUUAAAACAACUAUAGAUAGUGAAAAAGGGUAUAAGAGUAAAUUGAUAAGGGAUAGUGUAUGUAUAUCUAAACUUUUUUUGUCUUUUUUUUUUUUCUGGUACUGUGGAUUUAUGUACUUAAUUAGGGAUUCGUCGUGGUACAAUAUUUUGGGUUUUGCUGUGCCAUUGUUUG